AUCAAGCCGUAGCUCAGCCUUGUGUUGAUCGAGUAAAUUUAUUCAGGCUUCGUACGAGUUACCUAAUAUUUGUAUAGUGCUGUCACAACUGCUAAAAUGAAUUUACUGCGCAAGCCAGCUCCUGAGAUUAAUUCGAUUGCUGUGAUGGCAAUAAGCGUGUUUCGCGUGAUGACACUUCAAGAGUAUCGCGGCAAAUAUGUGACGCUGAUUUUCUAUCCGGCCAACUUCUCGUUCGUAUGUCCAACGGAAUUGCAUGCAUUCAGUGAUCGGGCCCAGGAGUUCCGAAAUAUAGGCUGUGAGGUGAUUGGCUGUUCGACGGACAGUCACUAUUCCCACUGCGCUUGGAUGAUGCAGCCACGCAAGGCGGGUGGCCUCGGCGAAAUAGAUAUUCCGUUGUGGGCAGAUAAGUCCAUGAAGAUAGCUCGCGACUAUUAUAUGCUGGACGAGGCAACAGGCAUGGCAAACCGAGGCAUGUUCAUAAUCGAUCGUCUUGGCUACGUACGGCACGUCUCGGUGAACGAUUUGGGCGUGGGACGCAGCGUGGAGGAAGCAUUGCGUUUGGUCCAGGCCUUUCAAUAUACCGAUGAGUUUGGCGAAGUUUGUCCAGUCAAUUGGAGACCCGGCUCCAAAGCCAUGAAACCUGACAACUCUGGCAAAGAGGAUUACUUCAAGAAUGCCUUCUAACAUUGAGUACAUAUUAAAGCUUAAUACACGAGGGAGUGCAAGAAGAAAUGUUCUUCAUA
Messenger RNA from Drosophila hydei, 743 nucleotides. RefSeq names its product peroxiredoxin 1-like. Lineage: Eukaryota; Metazoa; Arthropoda; Insecta; Diptera; Drosophilidae. Gene Ontology annotation, molecular function: thioredoxin peroxidase activity. Gene Ontology annotation, biological process: hydrogen peroxide catabolic process; response to oxidative stress; cell redox homeostasis. The record is from RefSeq and is a predicted model, not a curated record. Gene Ontology annotation, cellular component: cytosol. The transcript has a single exon. Bases 97 to 684 code for a protein of 195 amino acids.